UAUCGCCCAAUGUCCCGAAAAAAGUGUUUUGAAUAUAACGUCGUCUACUGCUUUGCCGUGAUGUUCCAAUCUGCUCUUUUUCUUUCGUUGGCUCUUGAUAUCUGCUUCAGUAUCAUCUUGCCGAUAAAACAUAUGAUAUGGAAAAAGCGAAACUAUGUAACGGCUAUGUGCAUUUUCCCAACUAUUUUUGCAAUUGCUGCCACGCUGGUCAGCUUCCUGUUUAUCCCUGACGAGGAAGCUCCGUAUUGCAUUUUUAUGUUAACAACAGACGUGCGGAUUUAUCAAAUGGUUUCGAGUGCAAUGAUCGUUUUGAAUACAAUUACACUAAUCGUGAUUAUAUUUUCUGUUGUUUGUGCUGUGAAAAAAUCGGAAAACAUGCGAGGAAGUCGUCAUUCAAGUGGAACUCGAAGCAACAGUUUAAGGGAAGAAAAAAAUAAAGUUUUUCGAUCAACUUUUUUCUUGGUACUCAUCUACAUUUUAUCAUGGUGGCUGGUUGUCAUAAUUUUCCGCGUUAUGGUUGAAUUCAUCGCAAAUGUUCACGAAGCGGUUCACUACAUGCCUUAUUUGCUUCUAAUUGUCAUGCCAAAUUUUUGUCAAACCUACUACGUAACAUAUUUCCGAUCUCCGCGCUUUCGUAAAGCUUUCCGAGAACAAUUCAACUGGAUUACUUGUGGGAUGGCAUUUCCAACAAUAUUUGAAAAGGAAAGAAGUAGCAGAGGGAGCAAACAUGGAAGUGCCACAAACUCUGCCAACGGACAUCACGCUCAUACAGAUCCAGACGGAAGGAAACCAAAAACGGGAAGUCUGAAGUCAGUUCGUUUGUCAGUUCAGGUUUAA
Messenger RNA from Caenorhabditis elegans, 837 nucleotides. NCBI's taxonomy places the organism in Eukaryota, Metazoa, Nematoda, Chromadorea, Rhabditida, Rhabditidae. The record is from the annotation of a RefSeq genome assembly.